This is a messenger RNA of Drosophila busckii, 368 nucleotides long. Its product is annotated as diptericin A-like. The transcript has a single exon. The record is from RefSeq and is a predicted model, not a curated record. Bases 24 to 281 code for a protein of 85 amino acids. NCBI's taxonomy places the organism in Eukaryota, Metazoa, Arthropoda, Insecta, Diptera, Drosophilidae.
AACGUUUCAAACUUACAAACAACAUGCAGCUUUCAUUCAUCGCUCUGGCUUGCUGCCUUGUGGCCUGCACUAUGGCCUAUCCCCAUCCUGAGGACAAGCCCAAGCUCAACUGGAAUCCGCCAACACCUGGCCCGAGUCAACAGCAGCUUUGGAUGUUGGACGGUGGCUACAACAAGAACCAAACUGGCCAUGACGUGCAUGUGCAAGGACAGACUCCAGUGUCGACUAGCGACAACGAAGGUUUGGAUCAUGGUGGAAAUAUUGUUGGAUCGUGGAAUUAGUCCGCCUUCUUAAGGUGGCGCUGGCAUUUACCGAUUCAGAUUCUAAGCAGCAGCUUUUCUUAUUGAACAAUUUUAUUGGUUAAUACA